AUGCCCGACGCGGCGAGAUGGCCCGUCGCCUUCCCCUAUCCGAGCCCGGCGGCGGGGCGGCUGAUCAUAGCCGCCGCUGCUGGUGCUCUCACCGGAGGAGCAGCCGCCACCGUUGGGGGAGGCGCGGCCGUCGGCAAGGGCAAGCUCACCCUCGUCGUCGUCACGGCCGUCAUCAAGGCCAAGCUCAUCGUCGCUGCUGCCAUCCUCGGGGCAGCACCCCGCAUGGCGGUCGUCCUUCCUGAACACCCGCACGUAGAGGGACACGAGGCCGUCUUACCUGAAGUGGAGGGUGCACCUUCCGCUCAGGCCUCGUGCGCGGGCGAACGCUUGCCAACCGCAAGUCAAGGCCACGUUACCUGCGGUGGUGACCUCGACCCCAGCCCACGAGGCCCUACUGCAGCAGCCGUCAGCCUGCAGCCAGAGGCCGUCGAGCCCUGUGGCCGGCAGCUCGCCGGCGAAGAAGCGCGGAAGCUGGAGCUAGCCGCCGCCCGCGAACGCCCAACCGCCACUUCAUUUCCUUUCCCGCCCGUCCGCCGCUGCCACACCCCGCCGCCGCCCCGCCACACGCCGCCCGCAUCAGAUCCGUCACCGCCCCGCCCCCCGCCGCUGUUUCCAUGCCGCCCCGCCGCCCGCCCGCCCGCCGUAGCUCCGUCCGCCACCACCCUGCACGCCGCCGCCCCGUAG
Molecule: messenger RNA, 684 nt
Organism: Aegilops tauschii subsp. strangulata
Lineage: Eukaryota; Viridiplantae; Streptophyta; Magnoliopsida; Poales; Poaceae
Source: RefSeq, a predicted model, not a curated record